UGACUCAUAUCCGGCAUCUGCCUGGGUCGUUCUUUCUGUCCCUGGUAGCGGUACGGAAAUCUUUACCGCUUUUCAACGAAAGAAAAAUCUUUAGAGAAAUCACACAUUUCGGGGAUUGAAGCAUUAUAUCAAUCUAUUAAACAUGAUACGAUCAAGGAGCACUAUACUCGGAUUAAUAAAACUUGGGACUUAUGGAUCUAUGUCUGGUGGUUAUCGCAGUAAUGGUGUGAGUCAUCGUGGAGGAGUAGGUCAACGGAAUGGAUAUGGAAGUGGAGGAUCAAAUAGUCGUUUUGGAAGUCGUAAUGGAAAUACGGGAGGAAAUAGUGGAAGCGGUAUUGCUGGACGUGGACCACGUAAUGCUAAUGUAGCUGGAACCAAUCUGAGGAAACCAAAUUGGGAUUAUGAAAACUUAAAACCUUUUAAAAAAGAUUUUUAUAUACCACAUCCAAAUGUACAAUCACGUCAUCCUCGUGAAGUCGAUUUGUUUAGAGAAGAAAACAAAAUCACUCUCAAAGGAGAAAAAAUACCUAAUCCAAUUCAAUUUUUUGAAGAAGGAAAUUUUCCAGACUAUGUAAUGCAGGCUAUUAGAAAGCAAGGAUUUACAGAACCAACUGCUAUACAAGCUCAAGGCUGGCCGAUUGCUAUGUCUGGCCUAAAUAUGGUUGGUAUAGCACAAACUGGAUCUGGAAAGACAUUAGGCUAUAUAUUACCUGCUAUUGUACACAUCAACAGUCAACAACCUUUAAAUAGAGGAGAUGGACCCAUUGCUCUUGUUUUAGCACCAACUCGUGAACUUGCUCAACAAAUACAAAGCGUUGUCAAUGAUUUUGGUUCAUUAUCUUAUGUAAGGAAUACUUGCAUUUUUGGUGGUGCCCCAAAAGGCAGUCAAGCACGUGAUCUUGAACGUGGAGUAGAAAUUUGUAUUGCGACACCUGGACGUCUUAUAGAUUUCUUAGAACGUGGUACGACAAAUUUACGAAGAUGUACAUAUUUGGUAUUGGACGAAGCCGAUCGUAUGUUGGAUAUGGGAUUUGAACCUCAAAUUAGAAAAAUCAUAGAACAGAUCAGACCAGAUAGACAAGUUCUCAUGUGGUCAGCUACUUGGCCAAAAGAAGUAAGAAAUCUUGCAGAAGAAUAUCUCACUGAUUACACUCAAUUAAAUAUUGGAUCAUUAACUUUGGCUGCAAAUCACAACAUCCUUCAAAUAGUUGAUGUAUGUCAAGAACAUGAAAAAGAAACAAAAUUGGGAACUCUACUCCAAGAAAUUGGUAAUGUAAAUGAUGAUGGUGGAAAGACCAUCAUUUUUGUAGAGACAAAAAAGAAAGUUGAAAAUAUCACAAGAAAUAUUAGGAGAUAUGGUUGGCCUGCAGUAUGCAUGCAUGGUGAUAAGUCACAACAAGAAAGAGAUUAUGUUCUUAGAGAAUUCAGAAACAAGAAAGGUUCUAUUCUUGUAGCAACGGAUGUUGCUGCACGUGGAUUGGUAGAGGAUAGACAGAGGGAGGUGGCGAUGUAGCACAGACUGGUUAUAUGAAGUGAUGCCUCACUGUUCAAUGGAUAAAGUGAAAUAAUUAUUAAUAUAAACAACAUUAUAUAUUCGUAGGUGCGCAUAUGUUCAUAGUACUUUAAUUACAAGACAAUGUAAUCAAUAUGUUUGACAUAAUCUGAGAAUGCUGCUUAUCAACAGUAGGAUCAUAUUUUCAACAAAAAAAAAAAAAGCUUUAUAGAAAAGUUAUAAACAUUAAUAUUUUUGAGAGUAUUUGAUAAAAAUUUAGAGUUAAUGUUAGAUAAUGACAAAGUAUUUUUUUUAUAUAUUUAUAAGAUAGGAAAUAUAGAUCCUGCUAUUAACUGUGGUAUUUUCAGAAGAUACACAUUGUGUAAAGUACAAUUAUGAUAUAUUCUCAAACUUUACAUAAGCUUUUAAAAACCGAAAAAUAGAAGGCAUUAGUUAGCUGGUAUUUUUUAAUAAUAUUUUUAGCUUAUAUUUCUCUUUACUUUUUCUAAGUAGAUGCAAUAUAAUGCUUUUAAAUAAACACAUGUAUAGGAUAGGACAUUUCAAGUAUAAUCAACUAGUUUCUUCAAAACUGUUCAUACUAGUAAUGCUUGACUUCUUUUUAAUGUUUUAAUAGCAAAUAUGUCUUUCUCAAAAUCAUUUUUUUUUCCUUCCGGAAAUAUUAGUCUUCUGUUUCAUUAAUCCGACCUUAAUAUUUCCUAAAAAAGAAUAAUUAUGAGAAAGGAGUGAAAUCGCUACGCUCGAUAAUUUUGAAGAAAUUGAUUUCUUACACUUCAGAUGACCUACCUUGUGUACAUAGUGAGUUUUAAAUCGUUUAUGUAAUAUAAUUUGUCUAUAUUUAUAUACUAGUAAAAAUAAGUAUAUAAGCUGACGAUAUUCUUUACAUCCUAUACAUGAAACUCACUAUGUUAUUAAUAUAUUCCCAAUCGACACACGUACAUACAGCUUUACUGUUUUUCAAUUCAAUAUUUGUACAUUGAAAUUUAUAAUUUAAUUUUAUAUGUACAAAUUAUAAUAUUUUUUCAUCAAUUUUGUAGGUGCAAUUAUACCAAUUAUGUCUACAUUUUAUUCAUAAAGAUGUAUGGGAUUAGUAGAUUGCAAUUUCACUAUUAGAAUAUAAACUAAUCCUUUGUGUGAUUUUAAUGGAGAAAAAAAAAAGAAAAGAAAAGAAAUUGUUAUAUAACUAAAAUAGUUGUUUGGAAAAUAAUGUACGUGUAAAGCAUCUUACAAAAGAAUUUUUUUUAAUUUAUUACUCUCGUGUAAUAUUAUAAUUUAUUUAUAAGUUAUCUCAGUUAUUAUGUUUAUCGUAAUGCUAUUUGACGAUUGACAUUUGAAAAUUUUAAAUAUUAAUUACUUUUAUUUCUAAUUUGCACAUAAAGUAAAAUGUGCUUCCACCAGCAUAGCUGUCGAAUAUUUGCUAAUGCAAUCUAUUCCCAUUGUAUUAGUUCUGAGAGCUAAGACGAGGAUAUGAUGGGCUUGUGUCGAAGACUUGAGAACAAUUUUAAUGCGACAAAGAAAGAAAAA
Vespula pensylvanica (western yellowjacket) is the source of this 3034-nucleotide messenger RNA. Its product is annotated as ATP-dependent RNA helicase p62-like. The transcript is spliced from 7 exons. The record is from RefSeq and is a predicted model, not a curated record. Bases 143 to 1513 code for a protein of 456 amino acids. Gene Ontology annotation, molecular function: RNA helicase activity; ATP binding; RNA binding. Gene Ontology annotation, cellular component: ribonucleoprotein complex; nucleus; cytoplasm. Lineage: Eukaryota; Metazoa; Arthropoda; Insecta; Hymenoptera; Vespidae.